Ostertagia ostertagi is the source of this 2151-nucleotide messenger RNA. The record is from the annotation of a GenBank genome assembly. NCBI's taxonomy places the organism in Eukaryota, Metazoa, Nematoda, Chromadorea, Rhabditida, Trichostrongylidae.
AUGACAUAUCUUCCUUACGCAGCGUACUCAGUGAGCUUCCUCGUGAGGAUGUGUUGUUGCUCGCGAAUCAGAGCUCUUCAUGAUGUGAUUGGCGCAAAUUUCGCAGGAUGCAGUGCCUCUUCGUCACUCCCGUCGUUUCUCACUCAAGAGCUUGCGCAAUUGAAAUUUGAUCUCAAUGAGCCGUAUGCAAGAGCUAGACUGCUUCCACAGCUUCUAUUCGCCAAAAUCGCGAUUGUGGAUCAAAAGAAUUUGAUAGAGGGUCAUCAGUAUGCCAAUUUACUUGCAUUCAGAAUUGUAUUGCUAUGGCAGAAAAUACUCGCUGAGCCGUCAACAGUUUUGAAGAAUAUGAUGGAUGAAUUUGCUGCCGUUGUUGAACGCGGUGAACUAGACGAUCAAGAAAAGGUAGUAUACUGGCUUGAAAGAGCUGGUUCUCAUCUGAUCUACUACGACUACGAAAGAUGUGCUGCGUGCAUUGAGCAUGCGCUAGCGUUUUCUAACCUUAACAUGGAGUUAGCAGGGAAGCUUGGAAAGCGCACUCGUUUCCAGCAACGUGACAUUGCGCAGUUGGUGCUGAAUGCGGUUUGUCAGUUUCGGAGCAGCUGUUUUGUCCUACUUUUGGUUAUAAUUUCGAGUGCGCUCUACUUUAAGGCGUCAUCCGCUUCCGAACCUGUCUCCGAAGAUCUCGAUGUCCCCACAAACUGCGCUCUAAAUGAUGACACACUACUUGAGAAAAUUGCGUUGACUGAGGGAGGAGAUGAGUCUACAGCUCUGUCACCGUUGCAGCUGGCUGUCGUGUUAGCACUGUACAGACUGGAAAGGAGAACGGAGCACUGUGAUGAGUUGUUCAUGGAGAGAGCAGAUGCAUAUCUGGAAGCUAUAAUUCGGCAACGACGCGGUUGGGCUGUACAGGCAGCAGCGUUGCUGGCACGAUGUGAAUUGGAGCGUGCGAAAAAACGACGAGUAGAGCGAGCUUGUGCGCAGUCCGAGUUGAUUUGCAAGCUUAUGGAUGGAGUCGAUGAUCAGACUCCAGCAAAUGUCAAGGAGAAGCGUUGUGAUCUUGUUCUAGCGUCUGGAUUGGAGCCGUUUUGGGACGCUUAUUCCAUCCAUGCCGAAACAUUGCAGUCUCUUGGAUGUACUUCUGAAGCGCUCCUCCUGUACGAAAAACUUGAAAUGUGGGAUAGUGUGAUAGAAUGUUUCAAGCGUUUGGGUCAACUGGAAAAGGCAGAAGCUCUGAUUCGAAGGUUAUUGCUCGAAAGACCUAAUGACUCCAUGCUUGUAUGCCUUCUAGGAGACAUCACUAUGGAGCCAAGCUAUUAUGAGACGGCCAUGAAGAUGUCCAACGAUCGAAAUGCUCGUGCUAGAAAGUCACUGGGUAAUCUUAUGGUUCUCCGGAAUCAGUUCGAAUCUGCCUACGAACAUCUACGAAGAAGUUUGGAAUUGCAGCCGAUACAGCUGGGUGUCUGGUUCAACGCGGGAUACUGUGCAUGGAAGGUGGAACGAUAUGCCGAUGCAGUCACAUGUUUUCAUCGUGUCUUAGACACCCGAGCAUUCGAGGCUUGGAACAAUUUAUCGGCUGCCUACAUCAAGUUGGGUCAGAGAGAGGGCGAGAAAAAUCCUUUCGCACUGAAAUUCAAUUUCGAACAUCCAAAAGUUUGGGAGAAUUAUCUGCUACUCUGCGUCGAUACAGCCGAAUUUGAUCAGGCAAUCAAGGCGUUCCACCGGUUGCUUGAUCUGAACAAACAGCAAAAGGAUGAUGAAGUACUGGAGAUUAUGGCGUCGAACGUUUUAAGAAUGGUGAAGGAGGCAUCGGAUGAGUCAUCUAAAGUGCAGGCCAACGAUCUGAAAACUGAGCUGUUGAAGCUGUUUGGGCGGCUGAGCGCUGUGCAGACGUUGUCUUCGAAGGACGACAAUGUCGAAGAAGGAGAGAAGUAUAUACAGCUUUUGGAGAGAGCUCUUCUGGCGGACUCCAAUAAACCCAAUUGGAGCAAAGAUGUUGAAUCAUGCUGUUCGGUGCUGUCGUCUGCAGUUGAGCUAGCUUCGGAACGUCUGCGAUUUGCAGCUCUCAAAGGAGAUGACGCUGUGAAACAGGCAAAAUCUCGCAUACGGAUGUCGCUGAAACCAUUGGUUACAAUAGCCAGGAGGGAGUACGGU